AUGUUGGAAUGUGCUGAUUUUGCUGAAACUGGGGACGUAUCCAAGAUGAGCAAUCCAUGCGAAUGCUGCCACAGAAAGCUGAGGUUCAUAAGACAGAUUAAAGGAAACUUCAUGCAUAGCAUGGUCAUACCAGAGUGCUUUGUGAAGUAUUUUGGAAGAAAGAUCCCGGAAAGCGUCAUACUAGAAGCUCCUAAUGGUAACAUAUAUGAUGUUGGAGUUACUGAGAGUAUGAACAGAACAAUCCUCAAGUCUGGAUGGGCGGCAUUUGUUGCUGCCAAUAUAAUAGAAGAGAAUUAUUCCUUGAUGUUUCGAUACCUUGGAAAUGCCCGCUUUGAGGUUACAAUUUUUGAUUCCAAUGGCCAGGAGAAAGCCUUGUGCUGUGCUGGGAUGAAAACUGCCUCUGAUGUGAAAACACCAAACAGUCACUAUGUUGGUAAUUCGAGCAGUUCACGUCAUGGCACUACUCAGUUGUUAUCGGGUGAAGGAUCAGAUUCAGAUGGAUGCCCAAAGGAAAUCGCAUGCCAUUAUUGUGAAUCAGCAAAGAAGGCUGCAUUAUCUUAUACUUCUGAUGAAUUUUCGGAUGAUAUUGUCUUAUCAGGGCGUUGCUAUCUUACGGAAGAACAGGAGGUGAAAAUACAAGCACUUGUAAGCAGAAUGCGACCUGAAAUCCCAGUGCUUGUUGUAGUGAUGAAGAAGACCAAUGUAAAACCAUAUGGUAAUCUGGUUAUACGCAAGGAUUAUGCGCUUCAGUACUUGCCAUGUGAAGAUACAAAUAUCAUACUCCAAGUGCGUAUGAAAAAAACUACCUGGAAAUGCAAAUUGCAAGUCAGGUCAUCUGGCGUGUCUGAUGCAGGUCGGCGCACCCUUUAUUUGGGUAAAUUUGUCAGGGACAAUCAUGUCAGAGAGGGUGAUAUCUGGCUCUUUCAACCAAUGGCAAAUGUUAAGAACGGAAGAUUCACGAUGAGAGUCCAUCUCCUUCACAAAGCGAGCAUUGAUCAUUUCCCUGAUAGAAGAACUGGCAUUGGCUCAAACUAUGGAAGGACAAGCGCAAAUGUCACUGGUGUUAACGAGCAACCACCGACUGAUGGUGAAGAGAUCUCCUCUUCAGACCAUGAAGAGCAUGGAACCUCUGAGAGUUCUGAAGGAGCUUCUGAUCCUCCUUUCAUUCUGCCAGGCAGAAUUCGUCUAACACCAGCGCAGGAGAAGAAAGUGUUGGAAAAAGUUGAAGAAAUUGAGAGAGAACUACCCAUUUACGUUGCGAUCAUGAACAAGAUAAAUGUCUGUCGCCGCAAUACCUCUCCCAUCUUAAACUUUGGUGUACGUUACGCUACCACAUAUCUUGAAAAGAAGCACGCUACUGGGCAUCAUGGAAAGGAGGGUGUCAUCAGUUUGGUGCUUCAGCGUGACCGGAAGAGGGGGACGUGGGCCACUGAGAUGCGAUGGUCUACCCACCGCACGGGCCCUCAGCUGAGGGUUGUCAAAGGAUGGCCCUCGUUCUCCCGUGCCAACCACCUGCGGGAGGGGGACCUCUGCCUCUUCAAGCUGAUGAACAAUGAGGAGCUGCUCAAGAUGGUGGUCUACAUCAUUCGCCGUGAGAAAUGUUAG
Messenger RNA from Lolium rigidum, 1605 nucleotides. RefSeq names its product B3 domain-containing protein Os03g0620400-like. Bases 1 to 1605 code for a protein of 534 amino acids. The record is from RefSeq and is a predicted model, not a curated record. Gene Ontology annotation, molecular function: DNA binding. The transcript is spliced from 7 exons. Lineage: Eukaryota; Viridiplantae; Streptophyta; Magnoliopsida; Poales; Poaceae.